Tachysurus fulvidraco (yellow catfish) is the source of this 1020-nucleotide messenger RNA. RefSeq names its product lipopolysaccharide-binding protein-like. The record is from RefSeq and is a predicted model, not a curated record. Lineage: Eukaryota; Metazoa; Chordata; Actinopteri; Siluriformes; Bagridae. The transcript is spliced from 8 exons. Bases 14 to 811 code for a protein of 265 amino acids. Gene Ontology annotation, molecular function: lipid binding.
GUGUAUAGAGUAUAUGUAUAGAGACUUAUGUGUGUGUGUGUGUGUGUGUGUGCGUGUGUGUGUGUUUGUGUGUGUGUGUGUGUGUUACUGCAGGAGGAGACUGUGUGAGUCACAUGCUGUAAUGGACACGGUCAGAGUAGAUAUGGUGUCUCUGUGGUGUGUGUUGUCUCUGCUCACCUUCCUCUCUCUAGAGGCUUCAGGAACAAACCCUGUCACACCAAAGGGGCUUGAUUAUGAACUUGAGAUUAGCAUCAACCCCCUACGGGAGAAGCUCAAAACCAUCCAAAUCCCAAACAUGAGCGGCAGAGCAGACGUUUUAUUUACGGACGUCUCAUACACAGUGAGCAGCAUGAAGAUUGAAGAUGUUUCGUUGGUUUCUAUGGCUGUGAGGUUGGUACCUGGUACUGGGUUGAGUCUGUCCAUCAGCAUUGCCUACAUUGGCCUGAAAGGCAACUGGGAAGUCAAAAAUCUUUUCAAAGACGACGACGGCUGGUUCACUUUGUCCAUCUUUGACAUCAGGAUCAGCACCACCUUUGGUGUGAGUAACGAUGGUCAAGGGCAUCCAAGAGUUUACGCUGAAUCCUGUUCUGCUUCUUUUGGCCAAGUCAAAAUCGAUCUGCAUGGAGGUUCGAGCUGGCUGUAUCAGUUGUUUGACAGCUACAUCAAUUCAGCUCUGCUUAAUUCCCUACAGCCACAGAUCUGUACUAUGGUGACUGAAGCCAUAAAUAGCAUCAAUCCGCAUCUGAAAACUGUAAAUGGAUUAUGUGCUGAUCGGGACAGGUGUCCAGUUUGGAGGAUUGGAUUUACCUGAUGUCCUCUAACUGUGGAUUCUUUUUCCAAACUAAUAUUUUUCCUGAAAUUAUAAGCUCUUCUUAGUACUUCAUAGUACAGAUCUCCCAUUUAGAGGGAUGUACUGUUACUAGUAGCUCGACAGUGAAAGACCUCGGUGUUAUAUUAGACAGCAACUUGUCUUUUAAAAAUCAUAUCGCUCAUACUACCAAAACAGCCUUCUUCCACCUU